ACAAACAUUUUGAAUGGAGGAACUAAGAAACAACUCAAGAAGUUGAUUUCAUAAUGCCUAUAUAACUCCUUCCCAAAUGAGUACAUUUCCUUGAACUUUAUUUCGACAUGCAUCAUAAUUCCAUGCCACCAAUCCAACGUUAAUCCAAAUAAAUAUCAAGAAUGAUCAUCAUUUAUGGUCUGGCAUCAAAAGUUCAACCUUAAAAAUGGAGAUCCGACACAAGUCAAGCUUGGUAGCUGAUACCAUCUCAAUCAAAAACGAAUAAACAUUUUUAACUAUUUUCAAGUGAGCUCAAACAAUGUCUGACUUGUACAAAUGAAUGUCAAACGCUGCUGCUGCAGCAGCAAAUAAAAUUAGCAAUAAAUUUAAAUAAAUAACUGCCUGACGAUAUUAGAUCAUACGAAAAAUCUCAGGGGGACUGUUUGCAAAGAGUCCACAAAAAAGCACUCGAAACGAAACCGAAAAUCUAACUAACUGAAUCUGGAAAAGCACUCAAGAGAGUACGCUGAAGACCCAGCUGAGACCUCUAAACGAUACUAUACCAUAUAGCAUACGAUACGAUCCGAUACGAUCCCAUCCGAUCCGAUUCGGCCAACGCAAAAAGCACCCACACAUCGUGUCGGUGGAUAUUUGGGGAAAGAGAGAACUGGUUUCUCUUCAAUGACUUGGUGAUGUUUGUUGUUUUUUGUGUUGGCGUUGGCGAGCGCCAGUGGGUUUCUCGGUUUAUUGGUCGUCGUAUUGAGAAAACGAGACUUUGCUGCCUUUUAAUGCGGCAUUUCAUUCAUUGAUCGUUCCAAUAGCGCGCCGCACGCUCAGCGCAGCGGACAAGUGAGCUAAAAGUCCAACUUACACUACCACCGCCCACUUAACCUGGCUAACGGAGUCAAAGCCAACUGUGUGUGCGAAGUCAGCUGAUCUAGCUGCAUCCCAUUCCUAUUCGAAGCCAAUCCACAAGCACAGCCACAUCAACAUUGACGAUCCGCGAGAUAUAUCUUUUCAGUGCACAAGCGACAAGCGCAGCAGGCGGACGCGGCGCAGCAUUUUCUCCGUGUAUUUUCGUAUGCCAACUCGGGAUAUUGGAUACAGAUAUAGAUUCAUAUAGAGAUACAGAGAUACAAAGAUAUAUUUAUAUAUAUAUCGCCGAGCGACGCGUACUCAUAGAUAUUUUUAGCAACCGGCCUCACGCAUACCGCCGCAUUUAUUCGUCCCGCCGCACUGACACACGCGGCUUGCACGUUUUCAACGGAAAAUCCAUUCUUCGAGGCUUUUCCUACCAGCAGCAACAAAAAAAAACAAAACCAAAAGAAAACGCGAAAAACAAAACAAAAGUUCUUAUCACUAAUUAAAUCGCCGAAACUAAAACUGAAACUGAAACCGAUUCGGAAUCAGUCGGAAUCAGUAUCAAAAUCAAUUCAAAACCCAAAACAAGUUCUCGAGUUUCGAGGAAAUAAAAACUGAAAACAAACCUUUUUUGUUGUGUUAAUAUGCCAAAUUUAUGCAUGAGCUAAUAACUUUAAUUCUGAAAAAAUAAAAAACCAAAACCAAGCAAAACAAAAUUCAAGAAAAGAUCGCCUAUCAAAAUUAGUUGGGUGACUAAUUAGUCGGAAUUUCAAUUUGCAUACUUUGGAGCCACUUUAAUGAACCAAAAAUUAUAAUAAAAACAUCAACAAAUCUUAAUCGGAGUGCACAAUCGAAUUCAAGUCAUCCCGAAGAAACCCCUCAGCUUAAUACAGUUGGAUUUAUGAAAUCAAAAAGAUGAAGUCCAACACGUACGAGCUGCACAACUACGCCGAUCUGAAUGACAUGGACGACAUGGCGGACACCAAGGAAUCCCGAAAACGGAAGACGACCAGUGUUCGUGGUGAAAAGUACUCACUGCGACAGAAGCGCCAGAAAAGGAAUCCCACCGAGGAGGUGGAACCCGCCAACCCGCCUGACUUUCAACUGGAGUUGGAUUCCUUAGUGGAACCGGUGGCUAGUAAAUCAAGGAAAAAUACGCCCACGAAGUCCAAGACGAAAGCACCGCCAUUGAGCAAGUAUCGGCGGAAAACUGCAAAUGCCAGGGAGCGAACCAGGAUGCGGGAGAUCAACACAGCCUUCGAAACCCUCAGACAUUGUGUUCCCCAAGCGAUAACAGGGGAAGAUGCGGCCAAUACCAAUGAGAAGUUGACCAAGAUUACCACUCUGAGAUUGGCAAUGAAGUAUAUCACCAUGUUAAAUGAUUCAAUCAAAGAUCCGAGCUAUGAAAGUGAGUUCAUUGAAGAGUGUCUGGAGGAAAGUGCCAAUAGGGAGGCGAGAGUGGACUUCGAUGUGGCCGAGGAAGCUGAGGUGGAAGUGGAGCUACCCGUUCCCGUUGUGAAAAAACCAACCAAGGCCAAGGGAAGUGGUAAAAAGAACUCGACGGCCAGCAAAAGACAGAACCAAAAGCAGGCCAAGAGCCAAGUGCCUCAAGUUCCACCAAUAAGUUCCGGAGAGUCAUGCUAUGCCACCUCCUCGAUAGGAUCGCCUGCCUCUUCCGCCUACGCCUCCCUCUCCUCGUCAUACAAUAGCCACAGCAGCAGUAGCAGUCCGGGAUUGGAGAUGGACACUUUGGUGGGACUGCACGGGAUCAGUGCCCUAGACUCCCUGCUAUUGGAUGCCUCCGAUGGGGAUUCCCUGUCCUGCUUGAGUCCCGGCUAUGGAAGUCUGCUCACUGGCAGUGGUGAAACCCUAUUACCCGGUUGUCGUGGGGACUUACCUAUGUCUGGAUUGGAAAAACCGGACGUGGAACUCAGUCUGCGAUUAUUGGAUCAGAUGUCGACGGAUUCCUUCGACUUUGCCAGCGAUCAGCAACCUUCGGCCUGUAUUAGUUCACUCUCCACAUUGGAUGGUUAUUCCUUCGACCUUCCGCUGCACAGCGAUUUUCCGGAUAUGUUUCUUACGUGACGCGUAUUUAUUUAGUAACCUUCACUAUUGUCCUCUUAAGCCUAACCCCUCGAUUUAAGUUAGAGUGCGAGUUUUAACCCAACUUUCACAAUUAGCCAUUACAUGCGAUGCGCCCCUGUGUGGCGGAAUUCAUUGUGUCAUAGCAAGCAGCUUUUGGUAUAUAUCCAUAUAUCCUGCGAAGUGAAAAGCUGCUCACCGCCACAUCCACAUGAUAACUCUCAACUCAACUAGUGAUCUAAGCAUUUCUUUGUGACGCAUUUCUCGUUAUCCUGUAAAUAAGGCACCCAAUGUUGUUUCAUGACUCGUAAGCAAUCUGAUUUUGAAUAAAAGAUGGGUUUCUAUACCUAUAUAAUAUAAA
This is a messenger RNA of Drosophila eugracilis, 3283 nucleotides long. It is a transcript of the gene tx, whose product is annotated as helix-loop-helix protein delilah. NCBI's taxonomy places the organism in Eukaryota, Metazoa, Arthropoda, Insecta, Diptera, Drosophilidae. Gene Ontology annotation, molecular function: protein dimerization activity. The transcript is spliced from 2 exons. The coding region runs from base 1756 to 2925 and encodes 389 amino acids. The record is from RefSeq and is a predicted model, not a curated record.